This is a messenger RNA of Striga hermonthica, 739 nucleotides long. Lineage: Eukaryota; Viridiplantae; Streptophyta; Magnoliopsida; Lamiales; Orobanchaceae. The record is from the annotation of a GenBank genome assembly.
GCAUGGUCCUACAAGGAAUAGGAGUGGCGCAGCAGGCGCGCGAGACCUAGUCAUCGAAGGACUAGGCGUACGGUACGGGCGCUCGAAGCCUAGUCCUCACGGAACUAGGCAUGGCAACGGGACGGCGUACACGCGCUGGCGGGACACGGCCGGUGCGGCAAUAGAGAGAUGGCGCGCGCGUUGUACCUGGGAAAGGUUCAAGGAGUUAAUCCGCGAGAAGUAUUAUCCCACGUACUACCGAGCUGAGAUAGAGCGUCAGUUUCUGUCGCUCAAGCAGGGUACUCAUUCUGUUGAUGAGUACGAGAGGGAGUUUACUAGACUUGCAGCUUUUGUUCCGGACUUGGUGCGUACGGAGGCACAGAGGGCACAGCGCUUCAUCGACGGGCUUUACCCAGCAGUCCGUCACAUCAUUGUAGGUCACGGGACCCAGAUAUAUGCUCGUGCUAUUUCGAUUGCCCAGGAGGUGGACGCCAGCAUUUGGAGGGAGGCAAGCCGCGACCGUUCCCAACCAUUUGCUCCUGCCCAGUCAUCCACAGCUCCACCAGCUGCCCAACCGUCGAAGGAGAAGAAGAGGAAGGGAAAAGGCGCUCAGACCGACAGGAGGACCCGCCAGAGGCAACAGCAGGUUCCACCGUGCCCCACUUGUGGACGACUUCAUCGCGGAGAGUGUCGCUUUUGCCAGGAUAUCUGUUAUUACUGUCACGAGCCCGGACAUUUUUCUAACCGCUGUCCUAAGAAA